Owenia fusiformis is the source of this 1624-nucleotide messenger RNA. The record is from the annotation of a GenBank genome assembly. NCBI's taxonomy places the organism in Eukaryota, Metazoa, Annelida, Polychaeta, Sabellida, Oweniidae.
UGUAGAUUCACCGGAAGUGAAAAUAAUUAAAGCUUUGGAAAGAUUUUACGGUUUAUUGUCAUUUAUGGCUUCUUUCACUGAGCCAAACUUCUUAAAGAAGUUGGAAGAACUGAACAGUUCCCAGCAGAGUAUCCAAACAUUAUCGCUUUGGCUUAUACAUCACAGAAAACACUCGAAACCCAUUGUUGAUUUGUGGUUGCAAGAAUUUUCAAAAGUCGAUGUUGCCAAAAAGCUAACAUUUUGCUACCUGGCAAACGAUGUUGUACAAAAUAGUCGCAAAAAGGGCUCACAGUUCAUCACUGACUUCCAGGAUGUCCUACCAGAUGCAUUUGAGGAAUGUUCCAGAGAUGCAGAUGAAAAAACCAAGAAGGCAAUCCGUAGAUUGGUUGACAUCUGGGGAGAAAGAGGGGUGUUUGGAAAGGAGUUCAUAAAAACAUUAAAACAAGCGACUAGUAAAACCAAACGUGGUGGUAGGGGUGCAAGGAAGGUUAAAGAUCGCAGUAAUGACAAAGGCAAAACUGAGAAAAAAGAUGGUGAGAAAUCUUCCACAGCUGAGCCAGUUGCUAAGAAGAAGAAGGUGGCAUCUCCCCAACUGUCACUGCUUGAGGAGAUUGGAAUUUUGAUGGAGAAGAAUGGCGAUGUCCCUAUAGUUCCCCCUGAGCCUGAGGUUCUUGUAAGCAGUCUUCAAGCUCUAGAAAAAUCAGCAUCAGGGGAUGCUGUUGUGAGGGAGAAAAUAGCAGCCCUACCCCCUGAAGUCUCUGACCCCUCCCUGCUAUCUAAAAUCACAGAUGCUGCUGAGGCAAAAAAGUUGAUCAGUAUGGUAGACGAUGCUUGCACCCUAUUAGCUGAUUAUAACAGUCGUCUUGACAACGAACUAGAAGAUCGAAAACGAGUUGGCAAAAUGAUGCGGGAAUAUGUUGUCACACAGAAAAACUCUCUUGCAAAGAGAGAAGAAAAGCUUAAGGAAUUCAAAGAGAAAUUAUCGAAAGUGACGACUGUACGUCAAGAACUGAAGUCACAUAUAGAAAACCUACCUGAUCUGACAUUACUCCCUGAUGUGACUGGAGGUCUCGCACCUCUCCCCUCUGCUGGGGAUCUCUUUUCAGUGUGACAUUUUACACAACAAAUACAACUUAAUAGUCUCAGUACAAAAUGGAAAUUGAUGAGAAUUAGUGUGAUCAGCAAGAAGUGGUGGAAAUAUGGGUGUUUUCAACACUCUUAAUUGUGAAGAGAUUUGAGGGAAUUCAAGUGAUGGGUAGAAAAAAGGGUGUAGAUAUAUAUAAGUCUAGAAUCAACAUACAUUUAACUUAAUAUUUUACAUUGGAAAUUCAUUGCAUCGUUAUUUUUAAAAGGUUCAUUUUUAUAGGGUUUAGUGGUAACCAGAUGGAAUUAUUGAAAUAUGUUUAUGGCUGAAACUUGCAAUUGUACAGGAAUGCCAGAAAAUAAAGCAGUUAAUAUUUCAGUUUUAGAGAGAAAAUGUCCUAAUAAGGCAGGGUUACUUAGAGGGAAUGGGGAAUUCACAGAUGCCAUACUAGUAGUCUUGCAUAAGACCAAGUACAUGUUUAUGUACAUCUCCUAAUCCUCACUCUAUCGCAGGCUUGGAAAAAUGAGGUGUACUGAGGAU